Pantherophis guttatus is the source of this 3313-nucleotide messenger RNA. RefSeq names its product trehalase (gene TREH). Gene Ontology annotation, biological process: trehalose catabolic process. Gene Ontology annotation, molecular function: alpha,alpha-trehalase activity. The record is from RefSeq and is a predicted model, not a curated record. Lineage: Eukaryota; Metazoa; Chordata; Lepidosauria; Squamata; Colubridae.
GUGGGUGGGAGGGUUGAGUUUUGCCUUUUUUAAUGAUUACAGAAUGAGAUGGGAGCAUCUUUUCCUAUAGCCUCUGCUUUGGUGUCUGUUGUUAGAGCUGGAUGAGAUCACAGAAACUGGACACCAAAGCAGAUGACUUUGAUUUGGGCAUCUCAUUCUACUCUUCUUUAUUUUAAGGGUGGGCUUGCUUGCACAGGACUGGCUGUAUCUUGCCAAUGGGAGAGAGGCACUGUUGUGUCCAGGAUCCUUUGUGGGUGUGAGUUGUUUCCACCAGUAGUCUGACCUAUGCUGUUGGUGCAAAGCAUACCUCUGGAGGCUACUUCUGGGGCACAAUCAUUUUUUGUCCCCUGGCAGGAGAUGGAAAGUUCAAUCCAAGUGGUGGUGAUCCACAUGACCUUUGCAAGGGAAUCUCAUGGUAUUCUGUAGGGAGGGAAGGUUGGAGCAGCCAGAGGGGAAAUCUCUCUGCUGCAACUCUACUCCUUAGGCAACAUUCUGGAGUCCUGUGCAAGGGGGAGGGGGAGAGGGAGGGGGAAGGGAGGAUAACACAAAGAUACAGCCUUGCUGUACUUUAACCAAGAUGUGGGGGUGGCAAUGUCUGGAAGAAAAGAAGUCAAUUUUCCCUUUCUUGAAACUGGAAAAUUUGGGGAACAUAUUUUUCCAUUCAGUUCAAGCAAUGUUGUAUUUCAUUGAUCCUUGGUUCAGUUCAGGCCAUGUCCAGUACAAACAGUGAGGGCUAGAAUUUGUCAACAAGGGGUGGGUUGGGAGGGAUGGAUUAUUUUUUGUUUGGAACUGGCAAAUGUCCAGCAGAGCUCAGAUUUUGGCACAGCAUAUGUACACAAGUAUAUAAAGGAAGGCUGUGAACGUAUUGUCAAAAGUGCUGAAUUAUAAAAUCCUGACUUAUUUUUAAGAGAAUUGGCUCAAUAAAAGCUCACUGGGACCUGAACUUGCUUCAGACUCUUUCCUUGUACGUCAUGUUGCUCUGUUUGCCUGGCAUCACAGGCACCGAGAGCAUGUUGAGAAGAACAAGCAGAGCAUAGCAAGAUCGACUUGCGCCACCGAGCUCUGGAGCUGUUCUUGGGGGGCAAAAAGAGAAGGGGCAUUGCUCUGCAAAGGGCUGGGAGCAUUUCAAUUCCUUCUUUCCAGGCGGCUGAGGAUCAGGUCAAGCAGCAGCGGGGCAGCCCUUGGCUGGGCCUGGGAAUUUCCCAGGCCCCGCCCCCUCUGCAUGCCAGCCCUGCCCAAAACUCAGAUGAAAAACUGGGUGUGAAGCUGCAGGUUGGCUUUGUGGGCAUUUGCCUGGAAUGGUGGUGCUCCUUGGCACCUGAGCUCUCAGCUGAAAUGCCAGCUCCGGUGUGGUGGGUGUUCCUGUUGAUGUGUGCAGCUCUGGAGGGGUGGCAAGCAAUGGCAGGCAGCCUUCCACCUCCAUGUGACAGCCACAUCUACUGCACUGGGGAGCUGCUGCGGCAAGUCCAGCGGGCCAGGCUCUUUCGAGAUGACAAAGACUUUGUUGACAUGCCCCUGAGGUCCAAUCCAGAUGUGGUUCUGAAGCAAUUUGAGGAAUUAAUGAACGCCACACCUGGUGGAGCCUUAUCCAAGCUGCAGCUGGCACAAUUUGUGGAGGCUCACUUCUUUCCUCCAGGGCAGGAGCUGGAAAGCUGGACGCCUCCAGACUGGACAGACAGCAUCCCCCUCCUCAAGAGGAUUUCAGACGAGAAGUUGCGGUUCUGGGCCCGGGUCCUGAACGCCAAGUGGAAGGAGCUGGGCAGGCGGGUGAACCCCGAUGUUCAAACCUCUCCUUGGCGUUACUCUCUGAUCUACGUGCCAAACCCAGUGAUCGUGCCUGGGGGCCGGUUCCGUGAAUAUUACUACUGGGAUUCCUUCUGGAUCCUGGGAGGCCUCCUCGUCUCCAACAUGACGGCUACAGCCAAGGGCCUGAUCCAGAACUUCCUCUACCUAGUCAGCAAGUUUGGGCACGUCCCAAAUGGAGGCCGGGUGUACUAUGAGCGUCGGAGUCAGCCACCACUUCUCACCUUAAUGAUGGAGAGCUACCUGAGCCACACAAAUGACACUGAGUUUCUACGGAAAAACAUCCACCUGCUUGAGGCCGAGUAUCACUUCUGGCAAGACCACCGGACUGUCAAUAUCUCUGUGGGGGGCAAGCAAUACUCCCUGAAUCACUACAACGUCCAGGUGGGGGAACCCAGACCAGAGUCCUAUAUGAAAGAUGUGGAGCUGGCCAUGGGCUUAGAGGAAGAAGCCCAGCAGAGCCUUUGGGCAGAGCUGCAGAGUGCAGCCGAGUCGGGCUGGGAUUUCUCCUCUCGCUGGUUCCUGCCAGGCUUCCCAUCACUGCAGGACCCGCUACAAGACACCCAAGUGAGAGGGAUUGUGCCAGUGGAUUUAAACGCCAUUCUUUGCAAAGUUGAGCAGCUGUUGGCCACUUUCUAUCAAGUCCUUGGGCAUGGCGAGAAAGCAAGCAGGUUCUGGGCUGCGCGGAGACAGCGGGGAGCUGCCCUCACUGCUGUCCUGUGGAACGAGGAGGCCGGUGUUUGGCUGGACUAUCGCUUCCUCCAUCAGAGGCACAACCCGGCCUUCUACCUCUCCAACAUAAGCCCCCUCUGGGCCGAGUGUGACGUGGAUCUGCCCAGGGCAGAGAAGGUGCUUUCCUACCUGGAGGAGAGUUCGGCCCUGUCCUAUGCUAACGGACUGCCCACCUCCCUGACACGGACGGGGCAGCAGUGGGACUUUCCAAAUGCUUGGGCCCCACUCCAGCACAUGGUGAUCAUAGGCCUGGCCAAAUCCUCUUCUCCCCGGGCACGAGAGCUGGCCUUCAGCCUGGCUCAGCGCUGGCUGCAGAUGAACCUGGCUGUCUACAAGAAGCAUGGAGGCAUGUUUGAGAAGUAUGACGUCGAAGGUGAUGGGAAGCCCGGAGGUGGUGGGGAGUAUCCAGUGCAGGAAGGCUUUGGCUGGACGAACGGGGUGGCCCUCCAACUGCUAGAUCUGUAUGGAGAGCAGCUCACGGCUGCCAGCGCUCUCUGCUCUCCCACCUGGCUCUGCAUUGGGGCCUGCCUUAUCCUGAUCCUGGUCUCACAGCUUCCUGGGUUGCUUGGGGACGGACCUUUCCCCUGGGAAGGGUAGCCGUUGCUUCGGCUUGGCUCUCGAGACCCUCGGAUGGGUGUGGCUCAGAACGACUGCGGUGUGCAUGCCCUGCACACAUCAGGGCCCCAUUGCAUGCCAUAAAGCCUCUAGGAGAACCCCUCCCUCCUCAGCUGUCCUGGGCAGUCUGGCUGGGCAAUAAAGUUCUGAGAGUGCGUUGCCA